Molecule: messenger RNA, 1350 nt
Organism: Schistocerca cancellata (South American locust)
Lineage: Eukaryota; Metazoa; Arthropoda; Insecta; Orthoptera; Acrididae
Exons: 6
Coding region: 1-1350 (449 amino acids)
Source: RefSeq, a predicted model, not a curated record
AUGGCUGGAAAUUAUUACCGACUGCAUUCGAACGACUUUGGUCAUGCGAGGUCCCCCGAGCACAACAAGGAAACUGAAGAACGUACUAAAAACGCGGACAACUGGAGUUUCAGCUCUGUGCACUACAGCUAUUCUUUGAAGAAUUUAAAAAAAGCAGAUAGACAUUGGCUUCUGAAUACUGAAAGCGAACAUUGGAAAAAUGUUCUUGAGCACUUAAUAGCAAUAAUUCAUUUCCUCGGUCAGCACUGUCUGCCUUUGAGAGGAAGUACAGGUACACUCUUUCAGCCUGACAACAGAAACUUCUUGAAACUUGUUGAAUUAUUCGGAAAGUUUGACACUGUGAUGAUGGAGCACCUGCACAGAGCAAAGCAAGGUGAGAACAAGGGUCAUCAUUAUCUUGGAAAAGAAACGAAGAAUCAAAUAAUUCAUCUUAUUAGAUCAUCUAUAACCAACAACAUUCUAUUAAUGAUGAAAUCUGCAAAGUAUUACAGUAUAAUUCUGGACUGCACACAAGAUAUUUCAAAAGUUGACCAGAUGACAGUUGUGGUACAUUUUGUCCAGGAGACAAGACUCGACAGAGUAUAUGAUGUCCGAAUUUGGGAGCAUUUCCUGGGAUUUCAUCCAGUGCCUGAUUCUUUACACUCCACUUUCAUGCAGGUUGUACUCAAGUUCUUGGAAGAUAAAAAAAUCCUAUUGUGUAAUAUGAGAGGGCAAGGAUAUGCCAAUGGAGCAAACAUGAAAGGAAAGAAGUUUGAUCUCCAGAAACGAAUUUCAGAUAUGAACAAGAGAUCAUUUUAUGUACCAUGUAAGAGUCUCUCAUUGAAUCCUGAUGAUGUCUUGAAGAAGUAUCUGCCUAACGUGUUGCUGAAGCCACUGAGCGAUACAAGGUGGGAAAGUAGCAUCAAUGACCUUACUCCACCGAGGUUUAAGAUUGGAGACAUUUAUGAUGCACUGGUUCAGAUAUCAGCAAAAUUCAAUGUCAGUAAUACCCUCCAGACCACUGACAUAAAUGUUUCAGAGACCGUGGAAAUGCUUGAAAUACGAAAGCAUAAAAUGAGACCUGCAGAACAGAAGAAAAGUUUUAAGAAGCCAAUACACUUUAUCUAUGAGGGAAGGGAUGAGACAAUAGAUGAACGAACAAAACGAAACAAGAUUGAAUUCUACUGUUAUCUUUUGGAUAUAGUAAUCACAUCUUUGGAUGGGAGAUUCAAUCAACUGAAAGCUCAUUGUGAUUAUUUUGAUUUUCUCUACGACAUUGAUGAGCUGAAGAAUGCACCUCCUGACAGCCUGGGCACAAAGUUUGAAUACAUUAUAUGUUCACAACCAUUGAAAAAUGUUUAUUUACUUUAA